GCCUUCUGCCCCAUCCGCCGCACCCAGUCCCAGAACAGAAAGUGCAAUGGCUUGGUGGGCGGAGUUGCUCAACCUUCUCAAAAGAGCGAAAGUGGACCCUUCCUUCCGCACUUAUUCUGCAACAUCCUUGUCCGCUCGUGAAAUGGCUGGAAGACCGGCUGCUGGUCUAGCGGGGCUACUUGUGCGGCCGCUAGGGGCUAAGGAGCCCGUCGAUCUGGGCUCGCUGCUGGGGAGGGUGCUGCUUGUCUCCAAUGUGGCUUCCCUCUGAGGCACCACGAGCCGGGACUUCACCCAGUUUCGCGAGUUGCAGCAGCGCUUCGGACCUCGAGGGUUCGCCGUGCUCGCCUUCCCAUGCAACCAGUUCGGCCACCAGGAGAAUACCACCAAUGAAGAGAUAUUGAAUUCACUAAAGUAUGUCCGCCCAGGCAAUGGGUAUGAGCCAAAUUUCACUGUGUUUGAAAAGUGCGAGGUGAAUGGUGCAAAUGCUCAUCCACUCUUCAAAUUCCUGAAGGAGGCAUUGCCCUUCCCACAUGAUGAUCCUGUGUCUCUGAUGACCAAUCCGCAGUUCAUAAUUUGGUCUCCUGUGUGCCGCAAUGACAUCGCAUGGAAUUUUGAGAAGUUCCUCAUAGGUCGUGAUGGAGUGCCUUUCAAGCGUUACAGCAGGCAGUUUGAAACCAUCAGGAUCCAGGAUGAUAUUGAAAAGCUGCUUUAGCAAGUCUUCUACAAUCAGCCAGAUUGUCUUCUCUACUUCUGUUUCUAGCUGGGCUUUUUCUUAAUAAUGUUGCCCUAGUUAAGUGUGAUCCUUUUCAUGUAUGCCCCAAAUUAAACUGGAGAAAUCUACAGGAAAGUUGCUUAUACAUCAUAACAGUGAAGUUUGCUUGAACCUGUUUGGAGGCUGUGGUUUAAAUUGAAUUUUGUCCUGUAAUAUGCAAGGUAACUUUAUUACAUGACUGAAGUCUGAUUAUUAUGUAUCUGUCUGCAUAGAUGCACAUUAGAUUUGCUUUGUAUAGUUAAAAUCAUUGUUAAAGUUAUGUAGACUUCAAUCUUAACCACGUGCACUUUAGAAACAUGUCAGUGAACUACUGUGGUUCCCAAGUACAUGUUUAUACAGUGUACUCAAGAUGAGUGUGUACUUCAUAAAUAUUCCAGUUUAGUGGCUAUACAGUGUGGGUCUGUAAUGUACAUUGGUUAAAAUCCUACUGUAUGAAGGAGCGCUCUGUCUCCCCGACUUGGUGCCAUUUUCUGCAUUGCUUACUCUUGGUUUUUCUGCAGUUCAUUAAUUAUUUUCUCUGGCAGUAAGUUUCUAUUCUCCAUCAAAGUUUUAUUUAUGAUGGUGCUUCUUCUAAACACUCGAAGGGCACUUGAUGUAUUUGUAAAAUUUUGUAUGUGAAGUUUGUAGUAAAUUACACCAGGGAAAAUACUUUGGCUAUAAGCAGAUUGAUGUGACAGCUACUAUAUGCCAAUAAAAUGCAUGAAAGACAAA
This is a messenger RNA of Rhineura floridana, 1483 nucleotides long. It is a transcript of the gene GPX1, whose product is annotated as glutathione peroxidase 1. Gene Ontology annotation, biological process: hydrogen peroxide catabolic process; glutathione metabolic process; response to selenium ion. The transcript is spliced from 2 exons. Gene Ontology annotation, molecular function: glutathione peroxidase activity. Lineage: Eukaryota; Metazoa; Chordata; Lepidosauria; Squamata; Rhineuridae. The record is from RefSeq and is a predicted model, not a curated record. Gene Ontology annotation, cellular component: cytosol; mitochondrion.